AAAAAUACAUGCUGCACGAUAUCCUCAGCAUCGGAUGGAAAACCCGAUGAUUUCGCAUUUGUGAACGCGCCAUCCGGCCCUGGCGCCGCAGCUCCCUCUUCCCCGCAUGGGUGAUCGCGCCACCCUGCACGGCCCAGCUCGAUAUCCCUGGGGAGAAAGGGGGAGCACUGGCAUAACCGACAUGGUGGAUGGGGCCGGUAAUGAGGCUCAUUCCGGAUACUCUCACCGCCGCUUUGAAGGUCGGUCUAGCCGGUUGGCCUGCCAAGCUGGUCACUGGUGUGGGGGCUCGUUGGUUGGUUGGCUGGUGGAUGGAUGGGUGUGUGAUACCAUCUUUUAUUUACGGCCGGUACCAAAGAUGUUAAAUACCCAUUUCAUUUUGGUGCACAUCUGUUUAAAUACGUG
Molecule: messenger RNA, 402 nt
Organism: Linderina pennispora
Lineage: Eukaryota; Fungi; Kickxellomycota; Kickxellomycetes; Kickxellales; Kickxellaceae
Exons: 1
Source: RefSeq, a predicted model, not a curated record